Messenger RNA from Vitrella brassicaformis, 3216 nucleotides. The record is from the annotation of a GenBank genome assembly. Lineage: Eukaryota; Vitrellaceae.
GGCAUCCCCACGCUUUCGAAGGCGAUGGGCCUGUGAAGAAUGACAUGAGGGACUGAGAGUCGUUGUCGCCGCUUCAUUUGGUCGGCAGAUGUCGAAGCUCGAGGAUUUCAAAGAGAUAGCCCUCGUGGGGGAAGGCGCAUACAGCAGGUGCGACACGGAGGGCCGGUGGGGCUUGUCGUCCAUGACAGUGGCUGCCGUUGUGUGCGUGUUUGUUUGUGGUUGCAGUGUGUACAAGGUGUUGCGGCUGUCGGACGGGCAGGAGUACGCCUUGAAGAAGGUCACUCUGCCCAAGCUGUCGGAGAAAGAGAAGCAAAACGCCCUCAAUGAAGUGCGCUUGCUUGCAUCCAUAAGGUGACUGACUGACUGUACAUUUUCAUCAAGGACACGAAGGGAUUCUUGUGUGGAUCGGAGGCCGUUUGUUUGUUUGUUGGUUGUGUUUGCUCUCGCUCAUGCAGGCAUCCCAAUGUGAUCGCUUACAAAGAAGCAUUUCUGGACGAGAGGAGCCACACACUCUGGAAAGACACCCACAUGGCUGCGGGUCAGCAUCCCGCAUUAGCGCGUCAUGGGUUCCUUACUUUGCAGCAUUGUGACGGAGUUUGCCGAUGGCGGAGACCUCUUUCAGAAGAUUGUUCAGCACCAGAAGGCCAAGCAAUACUUCAGGGAGGCGGACAUCUGGAAGAUAUUCAUUGGGGUAGGCUGCCGUCACGUCAAUGCAUACGCGCCUCAUCCGUACCUGCUGGCUGGCAUCGGUUGCAGAUGUGUCAGGGUCUGAAGGCCCUCCACGACCUCAACAUUCUCCAUAGAGACUUGAAGGUCAGCCACCGGCAUUCACAAAACGGCACAGGCUGAACCAGGGUGCUGCUUGUGUGUUACGUGCAGAGUGCCAAUGUCUUCCUCACGAAAGCACGCGCCGUCAAAAUUGGGUAAAAACCUUUGCUUGAAGCCGACAGAGCAGCGCGUUUCGCAUCAACCGAUUUGCUUGUGUCUGUGUGCAGUGACUUCAACGUGUCCAAAGUGGCGAAGCGUGGCCUUCUGUACACUCAGACGGGGACGCCAUACUACGCCAGGCAAGCCAAGCCAUGCACGCAUCGACUCAUGCACGCUAAGGAUGGCCCCUGUAUUGAGUGUGUCAAUUGCAUUUUCAGCCCUGAGGUGUGGCGCGACCAGCCAUACGAUGCAAAAAGUGACGUCUGGUCGCUCGGUAAGCUAAGAAACGACAGCAAUUGUGACCAUGAAUAUCAUGACAAGCUGUCAUGUUCGCUUUUGUAUCCAGGCUGCGUUUUGUAUGAGAUGUGUGCACUGAAGCCACCAUUCAGAGCUGACGACAUGGAGGCCCUGUACAGAAAGGUAAAUGGCAGACGAGACAUACCACGGAGGACGCACGCAAGCGUUCUUGCUGUCUUAGGUGCUGAAAGGCCAAUACAGCAAGCUGCCCCACAUCUUCAGCAGCGACAUCCCCACAUUGCUGGACCUCUGCCUCCAGACCAACGCCAUCCACAGGCCGUCGGUCACACAGAUACUCACGCACCCCACCAUAAUCAGGCAGAAGGAGAGGCUGGCGGCAUCCACUGAGACAUCACCAACCCCCCCAGAGACAUCUGACGGGCUCCUCAACACCAUCAAGCUGCCCAAGGAUGUCGCGGUCAGUGAGAAAGAGCAUGCGAGGAUUGUUCAUUGUGAUAUGGAUUCGAUUCUCACGAUUUUGCAGGCGCUGACGGCUCACCUGCCAAAACCCAAUUACGGCAGCCCCACGAAGAAAGGAGAAGGCAGCCGGUUGAGGCAAGCAAGAACGACCGAUCAGCAAGGAGGAGAAAGAUCGGUUCUGAAGGCCAAGAGAGAAGGCGGCGCUCUUGUCGAGUACCAUGACAAGAGGAAUCCCGGCAGCGCGCACGGGCCGCUGCUGGAAGGUCACUCGCAGCUGGUGGACAUCCACGGCGAGCCUUCCCAACUGUCCCCCGCUCCACCGAGACGGCCAGUCGCCUAUCACAGGAGAGCACCGAAGUAAGAGAAACGCUCGUGUGUCUCUGCCCUUUUAUCGUUCGUCGACCACUCACCUCUGUUUUGGUUUGCAGAGACAUGCCUUCUCGCCCCCUUGUCAACGACUCAGCGGAGGAUCAGAUAUACCCGGAUGACUUCGAGCGAGAAAACCUGCCAUCGAGACCACAGGCGCGCGCAGGGCAGAGGAGAAAGCUCUCUUCACUUGCGCGAGAGCAGCGGCCUGACGGCCUUCCAGUGGACGAGCCGACAAGCGCACCGCGAAGAAAGGAUGACCAGAGGAGAAAGAAGAACCGGCAAGAGGCCGAGCACAUGAGGAACGGCUACCCCCCUCCUGUCAGCAACAACCCCAACAACCCCACGCCCCCGGCCCUCCCCCCUUCCCUUCCCCCCGUCAAUCGGCCACAAGCUGCUGGCAUGCCGGCAGGGCCCUACCCCCCCCACGCACAUGCACAACUCGCAUACCAGCAGUACAAGAACUACGUCUAUCACUCGCGGAGGAAUCCCUACGGCUAUGUCAUUCCCCGCCUGCCGCCGGUCAACAACAUGCAGAGGUACCACCUGGGAGGCAUGCAGCCACCAGGGCGGUCUGAGUCACCGUACGACCGUUCUGAGUCGCCUCAUGGCCAUGCGAUGCCGCUGCUGCCACCCCUUCGGGAGCAUCAUAUGAAGGAGGCGCUCGUGUAUGCGUACAGGCCGCAGGGCAGAGACGCGUAUCUGGCGUAUCACGACCGGGGCAGGGCCGAUAGGCAGGGCGGCGGGGAGCCGAAGGGCGCGGCCAAACACGUGCAGAGACUGAGAAGAGGAAGGUAUGUAUGCCGGGACGGAGAAGGGAAGAUAACAGGGGGAUCAUGUCUCUGUUUGCCUGUGUUGUCUGUGCAUGCAGCAAGGACCGCUCGGUUGUGGCCCCCAAUCCAUACGCGAGCCCGCUGCCCUACCUGCCCCCGCCCGCCGCACCUGUGCGGGACGCCAUCAUCGACAGGAGGAAAAAGGAAAAGGAGAGAGAGAGAGAACGGGAGAGACUAUUCGAUGGGCGAGAGUACGGCUAUCAUCAUCAUCACCACCACCACCACCACCAGCACCACCCACAUUACCCCCCCGCCCAGUACUACCACCAUCUGUGACGGUCUUUGUUGCUGUCUUGGUCUCUCUCUCUCUUGCUCAUGUCUCUUGCCGACUCACUUGCCGUCGACUUGCUGAUAGUGGAACGGAACAUUGCUG